UCAAUUUUCAGGUUACACUCUCGGAAUUGAUCUCAAGAUGGUGUCCAAACUUCUCCCCAUCCUCUUUAUAAUUCCAAUUAUCUACGCGAAAAUAGAGAUAGACAUAUCAGCUACAAAUGAGAAGGAGCGAGACGUCCGUAUAGCGGGGAGCUACGUGGAUUUGAUCGAUGAUGUACAGAAGCAGGCCUUCGAAUUGACUGAGGAGAAUUUGAAGAAGUCAAUCUCUUCAUACUUCGGAUGGGCUCCUGACAAUGUUUACUUAAGAAACCCCACUCCUUGGGGUGGAUUAUACAAAUCCCUGAACUGGGAACCCGUGAAGAGGGUCGUUCUACCAAAAAAAGCCACAAUUUUGACCGUGGAAACUAAGCCUGAGUUAAUAAAAAUCAAGAGCUUGAAUAACGAUGACUCAGAAAAGAAGGUUUACAACGAGAAAAUCGAGCAUCAUUUUGAGACAACGGUUUCUUCCACUUGGGAUGAAAAUGCGUUAGAAGGCGAAGACAUUCACUACCAUUUUGACAUGAAGAAACCUGAGGUCACCAAAUACUUCGGUUUUACAGCUAAACUAGGUGAAAACACCUUUAAAACUUUACCGAUCAACAUUGAAAAGGAGUUAAUGAUCACUUUGGAGCCGAAACAGAACGCGAAAAUCGAAGUAUUAGCCACCAAGGAAAUCAUGAAGAUUAGGGUAGACUACGAAACCGGUUUAGUUGGAGCCGUCGCUAUGAACUACGAUAAGGAAUACAAGGGUCACCGUUUCUGGGCGAUGGAUAUCAACACCGUCUUGGAAGCCGGAGGUAUGAGGAAGAAUCUUCAGUCUUCAGAGGUCAUCGAUGUGGUUUACUACAAGGAUGCUAAGGUGCUGGUGAAGGAUGUUGAGACCGGUGACGUCAUUUAUACUACUCCCUUAGAAAUGCACUAAUUUUAAAUUGUAAAUUAUUAUAAUACUGAUCGAAUAAACUAAUUUUAUGAAUGCCCA
Molecule: messenger RNA, 976 nt
Organism: Bicyclus anynana (squinting bush brown)
Lineage: Eukaryota; Metazoa; Arthropoda; Insecta; Lepidoptera; Nymphalidae
Product: spherulin-2A-like
Exons: 1
Coding region: 38-919 (293 amino acids)
Source: RefSeq, a predicted model, not a curated record